AUGCAAGUGCGAGUUCCUACUAAUAGUUGCUCGACGGGCCCGGCACCAUUUCCUCUAGUUGUUGCUGGACACGGAAUGACUGUCAUCAAGGAUGCGGGUCUCGCGUCUUUUGGGGAGCGAUGGGCUAGCGAUGCUGGUUAUGCUUCCCUCAUCUUCGACUAUCAGUUCUUUGGUGACUCUGGCGGCGAGCCCAGAAACUUUGUCUCCCUCGAGAAACAGUUGGAAGGUUACAAGAGUGUCCUCAAAUGGGCGCGUCAGCACCCGGACCUCUUUCGUAACGACAACAUCAUCGUGAUGGGGAGCGCUCUCAGUGGUAUAUCUGUUUCCCAACUACUCCUUGAAGAUACUUCAGUGGCUGGGGGCAUGGCCCAUUGCCCAACGUGGGAUGGUUCUAUAAACCUCCCUCGCUGCUGA
This is a messenger RNA of Pleurotus ostreatus (oyster mushroom), 414 nucleotides long. RefSeq lists its product as uncharacterized. The record is from RefSeq and is a predicted model, not a curated record. The coding region runs from base 1 to 414 and encodes 137 amino acids. The transcript is spliced from 2 exons. Lineage: Eukaryota; Fungi; Basidiomycota; Agaricomycetes; Agaricales; Pleurotaceae.